Messenger RNA from Vitrella brassicaformis, 2477 nucleotides. The record is from the annotation of a GenBank genome assembly. NCBI's taxonomy places the organism in Eukaryota, Vitrellaceae.
AUUGACAGACUCCUAUGUGCCCGCGAUGUUUGUGUCUGGCUGCGUGAAUCGAUAAAGAGUGGUCACUACGUCACACACGGGUGCGAUCACAUGAGCACACACACAGUGCAACAAAAGCAUAAGACAUUUCACACACUCAUCAUCCUUUCCCGCCCUGCCGCUCUUAGAGCUCACUGACAGCAGUCGACAGGCACACACCAAACAAACAUGGCUCACGUCAUCCUCGCUCAACAGAGCAGCACACACACGACGGCCACACACACGACGGCAUCGCUUUCUCGCGAUCGAUCUCUACACUGUCAGCUGACUGCCCCUCUGAGAAACACACACACAGGCUCUCCCUCUCCCCUCCCCCCGCCCCCCUAGCCCACACAGCCUCUCUCAAAAGGUCGCCAUCUUGCCUAGCAAUCCCCCCGCCGCCCCAGUCACCACAACAGGGGCCACCAACCGCACCAGCAGCGCCGCCAGGACGACCCCCACCGCCCAGAUGCGCCUUCUCGUGGCGUUGUCCCGCCGCAGCAUCUCACUGUACUUGAUGUCGGCUCGCGUCAGCGAUGUCAUCACAGAGGGGCUGAAGGCGAACGGGAACAGGCGGCUGAGCAGCCGCUUGAUCAGCAGGUCCGCGAAGAGUUUGAGUUUGUAAGCGGCCGGGGUCCAUUCCCUGGCGACGUUUUUGUAGCGAUGUGACAGGACGGCCAGCGCACGACAGUCGGGCUGGCGCUCCUUCGUGAAGCGCGGCAAAGCCUCUCGCCAAUCGUCGUUCGUCGCGUCGAGGAUGGUGCUGAGGAUCUGCACAUCUUCGAGAGAGGAGCUCACACCCUGGCCAAUGUCCUGAUUGCAUCACACACAUCCACACACACACAUCAAUGUGCCCACAUGGAUGUGUUGUCUUAUUACUGCAGGGAAGGAGUGGAUGGCGUCGCCCAUCAGCAGCACCCGGCUGCCGUGAUGGCACGUCGAUGCGUAACGGGGCAGUGAAAACCGGCCAAUCUUGCGCUUUGCAAACAGCUCGGCCUCGGCCAUCGGCACGAUCUCGCGAAGAUUCCUCACAAACGGCAGAUUACCCUCAAGACACCGAAGCACCUCCUCUCCGGUGUUGCAGCCCAGAAUGGGGUGGUCCUUUGUGCAGAGCACCAGCACCACUCGCUCUUGGUUGGCCGGCCCUCCAAAAGAUGUCAGUCGGAAGGGAAGCUUCCGAUUGCGGAGCGCAGAGAGGAGGAUGAUCACAGUGGAGGGCAGAAAGCGGAGCUUCUCGCGAGGGCCCGGCUGACUGGAGGGCUGAUAGUCGACGGUGAGGUCAGAUGGCAGGCAGAGCAUCUUGUAGCGGACGUCGUUGACCCCGGCAAGGCUGCUGAUGUUGGACAGGCAGUGGAUGCGAAAGGUCUUGUCGAGGCGCUUCAUCGACUCGACGACCUUUGAGUUGACGCCGUCACAGCCGAUCACCAGGUCCGCGUCGAUCAUCUUUUCCUUCCCACUGCGAGUGUCGCGGUAGAUGACGCGCACACACUCGCUGCUGGGCUUGUCCACGGUGGCCACUUCAGCCCCGAGGACAACGUGGAUGGCGUCGGAGAGGCCGCUGUCGGAGUGGAUGUGGUCGUAUAGCAUCCUCACGAGGGACUGGCGCUUGAGGGCCGUCACGUUGGAAGGCUUGGUGGCCACCAGAAAGGGAGACCAGUCGGAUGGCUUCAGUGUCGUCACAUUGGACAUGUACUCUGAUGGAUGGAUGGACACAUACAGAGGCAGGCAGGCAGGCAGGCUGGUAGGUAAGUGUGUUGUGCCGCGUGUCUGGCAUGAGUCGCUCAUUCACUGACCAGGUACGCCUUCUCUGUCCAUCCUGUCUACGUCAACGCCAAUCGAGCUGAGGGCAUUCCUCCCUCGAGGGAACACCCCCAACACGUACGUGCGGUCCUUCUCUGCGGACAGCGGCAAGGAAAGAAGGAAAAGAUGAUAGACUCCGAUCUGGUUAUCUGAUCUGGCGUGGACAACGAUCGUGUGUGCCUGCCUCAUCAUCCAGCCUACCUGCCAAAUACUCCGCCUCAUCCAUCCUCUCCAGCACAGUGAUGUCCCUGAUCAACGCAACAAGCGCACACACAGUCCAAGUGUGCAAGUGCGUGCGUGUGUGUGUGGGUAUACCGAUAGCCUCUUCUCGCGAGCAUGAUGGCCGUUGCAAGGCCUGUUGGUCCGCCACCGGAGAUCACUAUCCGCUCAGGGUGUGGACGAGAGGGAAUGAGUUGCUGCUGCUGCUGCUGCUGCUGAGUGGCCGUGAAGGCAGCUGGUGCCUGAUGAGUUCGCGUCAGCCAUGGACGCGCAGAGUGUGACCGAUGCAGCCGAAAGCCACAUGCACAGUAAGACAGCACGAGGAAGAACGAGAGAUGACAGAUGAGAUCAUUGCAUGCCAUGCCGUUUGAAGCAAUAGGGAAGACCGUGCCGCGUCCUCCUGAAGACAGAUCUCUUAAACUCCUGAAGGCAGAUUUCAG